Carlito syrichta (Philippine tarsier) is the source of this 1596-nucleotide messenger RNA. It is a transcript of the gene NRN1, whose product is annotated as neuritin 1. Lineage: Eukaryota; Metazoa; Chordata; Mammalia; Primates; Tarsiidae. Bases 208 to 636 code for a protein of 142 amino acids. Gene Ontology annotation, biological process: neuron projection extension; nervous system development. Gene Ontology annotation, cellular component: plasma membrane. The transcript has 3 exons. The record is from RefSeq and is a predicted model, not a curated record.
CUCUCUCUCUCUCUCUCUCUCUCUCACUCUCUCUCUCUCUGUCUCUUCUCGCUCCCUCUCUUUCUCUCCUCCCUCUGCCUUCUCGGUGCAUAAAGUCUCCGUCGCUCCCGGAACUUGUUGGCAAUGCCUAUUUUUCGGCUUUCCCCCGCGUUCUCUAAACUAACUAUUUAAAGGUCUGCAGUCGCAAAUGGUUUGACUAAACGUAGGAUGGGACUUAAGUUGAACGGCAGAUAUAUUUCACUGAUCCUCGCGGUGCAAAUAGCCUACCUGGUGCAGGCCGUGAGAGCAGCGGGCAAGUGCGAUGCAGUCUUUAAGGGCUUUUCGGACUGUUUGCUCAAGCUGGGCGACAGCAUGGCCAACUACCCGCAGGGCCUGGACGACAAGACGAACAUCAAGACCGUGUGCACAUACUGGGAGGAUUUCCACAGCUGCACGGUCACAGCCCUUACGGAUUGCCAGGAAGGGGCGAAAGAUUUGUGGGAUAAACUGAGAAAAGAAUCCAAAAACCUCAACUUCCAAGGCAGCUUAUUCGAACUCUGCGGCAGCGGCAACGGGGCGGCGGGGUCUCUGCUCCCGGCGCUCCCCGUGCUCCUGGUGUCUCUCUCGGCAGCUUUAGCGACCUGGCUUUCCUUCUGAGCGCGGGGCGGCUCCCCCCGCGCGCCCACCCACACUCACCUCAUGCUCCCAGAAACCGAGAGGAAGAUCCAUUCGUUCUUUGGGGACGUUGUGAUUCUCUGUGAUGCUGAAAACACUCAUGUAGGAUUGUGGGAAAUCCUGAUUCUCUUUAUGAUUUCGUUCGAUUUCUUGUGUUUUCUUUGCCACAUGUUCCCAGUCAGUGAGCGCGCAAGCACAGCCCAAAUCGGACCUCAGCUUUAGUCCGUCUUCACACACAAAUAAGAAAACGGCACACCCACCCCCAUUUUUAAAUUUUUAUUUUUUUGGCAAAAGAAUCUCAGGAACGGCCCUGGGCCACCUACUCUAUUAAUCAUGUGAAUAGCAUGAGAAAUGACGGGCUCCUCCUGCUAGGACAGCGAGGAGAGCAGAAGGCCAGGGAGAGGAUUCAAGAGCGAUGUCCUCGGGCGAAGCACACGGGGAAAAACUCACACUCACGUCGUUCCUCCACAGUCUCUUGUGUUGGUCAUUUCCACUGCACAUUUCUCCUCGAGAAGAGCGAAAGGACAGAUGGCUGGCUCUGUGUUUUGAGGCUAGGAGGGAGAGCGGCCGGGGUUGAGGAAAUGGCUGGUAUCACCGUCGAGGCUCCCGAAGAAACGCUGCUAUGGUCCCUGAGGGGUUAGCUUUCCCUGCUGUUGUCGACGCAUCUUUCCAAGUCCACUGCCUUUAUUUUCCCUCCUCUCUCUUGUUUUAGCUGUUACACAUACGGUAAUACCCGAAUAUCCAACGGUAUAGAUCACAAGGGGGGGAUGUUAAAUGUUAAUCUAAAAUAUAGUUAAAAAAAGAUUUUCACAUAAAAGAGCCUUGAUUUUAAAAACAGAGAGAGAGAGAGAUGUAAUUUAAAAAGUUUAUUAUAAAUUAAAUCCAGCAAAAAAGAUUUGCUACAAAGUAUAGAGAAGUAUAAAAUAAAAGUUAUUGUUUGAA